This is a messenger RNA of Rhea pennata, 8283 nucleotides long. RefSeq names its product rho guanine nucleotide exchange factor 18-like. Gene Ontology annotation, molecular function: guanyl-nucleotide exchange factor activity. NCBI's taxonomy places the organism in Eukaryota, Metazoa, Chordata, Aves, Rheiformes, Rheidae. The transcript has 19 exons. The record is from RefSeq and is a predicted model, not a curated record. Gene Ontology annotation, biological process: small GTPase-mediated signal transduction. The coding region runs from base 16 to 3372 and encodes 1118 amino acids.
CAGCCGGUAGUGAGCAUGGGGAAUACAAAUUCAAAAAGCAGCGGCAGAAGCAAUACAAUUCCAGCUCAUCCUGAGCUGUCUUUUUGUGGUUCCUUUUCAAGAAAAUGGAAUGAGAAUGUCUUUUUGGACAAUGAGCUCUUGACAUCCAAGAUCCUGUCUGUUCUCCGUCCACAUUCAGAGAGAGGUUUGAGAGCAGGCGAUCUGCAGUGUACGCCUCAUUUUCUGAGUACCAAUUCAAUUUUUGCCUCUCUAGCCGCUUCUUUGAAGGAGCAGCCCCGAGGUCUUCUCCUGGGACCGGAUGGCACCCCAGUAUUGUCGCGGAAUCUCGGUAUGACUAUCACCCAAAGAGGAAAUUCUCAAUCUUCACUGAAUACUGCUGGAGCUGUUAAUAAAUUUGGAUUAAUUUCAGGAGACAUGGAUGAAGGGGAUUCUGGAUUUAUAAAAUUUAAGCAAUCAUCAGAUGAUGUUGUAUCACUUGCACCUUCAACAUCAGACUCCAUUUUUCUGGAAGAUGUGUAUUCUGUGUCCCUCCGAAGUGAAAUAGAAACAGAUGCUCUUGAGUUUGAGGCAGAGUCUUGGAGUGUUGCAGUGGAACAGCCUUAUGCAAAAAGGCAAAAGAAAGAAGUUAUAAAAAGGCAAGAUGUCAUUUAUGAACUAAUGCAGACUGAAAUGCACCAUGUCAGAACACUGAAAAUUAUGCUGAAGGUGUACUCCAAAGCCAUGAGAGAGGAGCUGCAGUUCCCAAAUGCAGUCAUCAACAAACUUUUCCCUUGUGUGGAUGAGUUGCUGGAGAUGCAUGGGCAAUUCCUGCUUCAAUUAAAGGAGCGGCGAAGGGAGUCCUUGGAAGAAGGCAGUGACCGAAAUUAUAUUAUCCAGAACAUUGGGGACAUCUUGGUAAAGCAGUUUUCAGGUGAAAAUGGGGAGAGAAUGAAAGAAAAAUAUGGUGUGUUCUGUUGUGGUCACAAUGAAGCUGUUAGUCACUACAAAGACCUUCUCCAAAGCAAUAAGAAGUUCCAAAACUUAAUAAAGAAAAUAGGCAACUAUUCCAUUGUGAGGAGACUUGGUGUUCAGGAGUGUAUCCUUCUAGUUACACAGCGGAUCACCAAAUACCCGGUGUUGGUGGAACGUAUUAUUCAGAAUACUGAAGCUGGGACUAAAGAUUACGAAGAGCUGACACAGUCUCUCAGCUUAAUUAAGGACACGAUCACUCAUGUGGAUGCCAUGGUAAAUGAGUGUGAGAAAGGGCAGCGCCUUAAAGAGAUUAUGCAUAAAAUGGAGCUAAAAUCAUCUGGGAAAUGCAAGAAUGGGCUUUUCUUCCGGAAGGACGACAUGGGGCAGAGGCGGCUUUUGCUGGAUGGGAUGCUGUACUGGAAAGCCGCAUCAGGGCGACUCAAAGAUAUUCUGGCAGUCCUGUUAACUGAUGUACUUUUGCUAUUACAAGAAAAGGACCAAAAAUAUGUAUUUGCAUCAGUGGACUCUAAACCACCAGUUAUCUCAUUGCAAAAGUUAAUUGUAAGAGAGGUAGCUAAUGAGGAAAAAGCAAUGUUCUUAAUUAGUGCUUCCUUAAAAGGACCAGAAAUGUAUGAAAUUCAUACAAGCUCAAAAGAAGAGAGGAAUUCCUGGAUGGCUCACAUUCGCAGAGCUGUAGAAAGCUGUCCUGAUGAAGAGGGAGGAACUUUUAAUGAACCUGAAGCAGAAAGGAGGCUGGCUGAAGCAAGAGCCGCUAAGUUGAAAGAUUUUCAGGAGCGUCUGAACAUGAAAGAUGACCUGAUUGUGCAAAGUCUGACUGAGAAGCAACAGAUUUAUCUAGAAAUGUCUGAAAUGAAUGGAUUUGAAGACCAUUCACAGGGAGUCCGAUCUAGACUACUUCUUCGGGGGGAUAUCUCAGAGAACCUGCAAGGAGAGGUGAUUUUGAAGUCUGCAGUGACAGAAGCUGAAAAUCUCCAAAACCUCAUCUUCACUCAUUUGGGCAGUGGAGCCUGUCAGCCUGAAGAUAGCUGUGGGUCAGCAUUCCCCAAGAGAGCAGAGACCUUUGGAGGAUAUGACAGCAGCCCCUCAAUUUCAAAUAAAAAUGAUAGUUUUAGGAAGAACAGUGGUGGUGAGCAGAGAGAGUGGGACUGGAGAGGCCCUGCAGUAAAUUCAGAUGUGCAGCUCCACGACCUCCCUUUUGAUACAGAAGAAGGAUCUCAAACCAGUGAUACAACAAGGCUGGGUGACAGCAGUAGUUUGCAGCCCACUAUAGAGUCUGAGCUUGUCCGAAGGAUACAAACACUGUUACGGUUACUCUUCAGUCUACAGGCAGUGAUCUCUCAGCAGGACAGCUAUAUUGAGAUGCAACGAGCCACAAUGAUAGACCGAGAGAAGCAAUAUCGGCUGCAGUCUACGCGAGGUAACCUACUGCUAGAGCAGGAGAAGCAACGUAACUUUGAAAAACAGAGAGAAGAACUGAUGAAUGUACAGAAACUUCAGAACCAGCUGAAGCUGGAGCAGCAGCGCUGGGAACGGGAAAGAAGUCGGCAGCAGAGGGAAUUUGAAAGCACAGAAGCCCGGCUUCAGGAGCACGAAGAGGAGAUUCGGCAGCUAAAAGAUAGGUUGAAUCAGGAGAAGGAAGAGCUAGAGAGGCAGCGAGAGGCCUAUCAGCAUGAUCUAGAGAGGCUGCGGGAAGCUCAGAGGGCAGUUGAGAAAGAGAGAGAGCGUCUAGAUCAGCUACGGAAGCUGAAGAAACAGAACACAGUAUCAGGCACGUGCUCCCCAGAAUUAGGACAGAUGCUGAGCCAUUCCAUUAGCUUCAAUGGAGAAGGGAUAGAACCAUCUCUGCCAGUCUUGAAAACCUCUGGGAGAGUGAGCGUCUCUGGGAUGGAUUACUUGGAACGGACGGAGCUGGUUCGUAGGGACAGUACUACCAUGGAGAAUCGUCCAGUUCUUGCGCUGAAGAAUGAAGUGCCAAUACAUCUCCUGAGUGCAACUAAUCAGAUACAGAAACCAGCUGCAGUUCAGCAGCAGAUUCCUACUAAGCUUGCCACUUUUACAAAAGGAAGCAAAGAGAAAGGUGGGAAGAACAAGGCAUCUCAUAGGACCGACAGUUCAGCAUCUGUUGAUCAGAAACAGCUGAUUCCCCCCAGGCUUGUUGGACGAGAGGAGGGUGUCUUGAGAGGCAGGCGAUCAGCAAGUCCAGUCCUCCCAAGCAGCCAGACCACUGCAUUCCAGCCAGAAUUGUAUGGCCCUACUGAUGCUCAGCCAGAAGCACUUUCAUCUGCCUCAGCAAACUUAUUCAAGCCCAACAAUGUUUCUGUCCAGACCCUGGUGGCCUCUCAGCCAGCUCUGUUAAAUGUGCAAGAUGAUACCAGCAAAGAAGAUGUGAUUUUCUUCUGAUUGUUUCCAUUUGAAGAUUAGUUUUUUGACAUACUGUUUCAAGAACUCAGGCCCAAGUGUUCAACAUGACAGAGACCUGAUGUGGAUGGCUUUUCAUCCCUGCCCCAUUAAUACUAGCAAAGACCAGACCAGGAUUACUGUUUUACUUUGUUGGCUUCUCUGCCAGCAGCUCAGAAUGAGGACACAGUAGUAAUAACUUGCUUUUAAUUUCUCCAAACAUGGAAAUAUAUUGAUAUAUGGCAAGGAUAUAUAAAUUCAGAGCAUAUUAAAAUGCUGCUAUUUACUGUAAUUUACUCUUUGGUGAAUCUGUGCUCUUUGUGGGCACCAUCUUGUGAAGUAAACUGUUUUAAUUGAUGUUGAACCUCCCAGAUUUUUUAUGUAAAAACAUUUUAGUAGUAGGCCCCAAAUGUUGGCUGAGAAUUUUUAAAUGCAUUAUUACGGAUACAUGGUCAGUGUAAUGGGUUAUGCUAACUGUGUUUCAGUGACUAAUUGACUAGCAAGCCAGUCUUCUUACAGCCAGGCGUGGCAACCAUUGUGAUACCUGCUCACAGGAGCCAGACUAGCAACUCUAUUCCUUUAGAGAUUCAGUGGAGCACAUGUUUGAUGGCCAGGCACAGUGGAAGAGAGAAGGUAAGCUUCUUAAGUGAUCAAGGGUCAGGAGCUUCACCUGCUUGUGGAUGUGAAGGGUUGGACAUGUGAAAAUAUACGACAGUAAUGAAGAGUUGGACCAAAUGCACAUUUCUUUGGCCAUCAACUUGCACUAGGGAAUAACUAUGUCCUUAGAUACAUACUGUGAGUAGUUCUCCAUGUUAACGAGAGCAGUGCAGAUUCCCAAUCAAAAGUGUUGAGUUGGUUCAGAAUGAACUUAGAGACUUGCAUUUUACUUCUCACUGAAGACAUAGGAAGUGUUUGAAUGCAGUAAUUUAUUGUCUUGCUUAAUCCUAAGUUUUCUGCGUCUCUUGUUUGUCAGCCAGCUUGAUGAGACAUUAUUCCACGUAUCAGAAGAUAAUAAGGCUGCUGUUACUGCAGAGACUUCUCUGCAACACUGUCAGGAAUGAAGGGAAUAAGAACUGUUUCUUAAAAAUGUACCAUUGGCUAAAACUCCAUUGGUUUAGCUGCUUAAAGCUAAGCCAGCUUGAACACCUCUUAUUAAAUAGGUCAGUUCUUAAUCAUGAAAUGGUGAUGGUAUUAACGUAGUUCUGUUCAAAAGGCUUUGUGCCCCUUUGUAGUAAUCUGUACGGUCAUCUGGUGUAUAUUAUUUCCGUGUCUCCGUUUUUAUUAGACAGUUCACCUAAGGACAUGUAUUACAAGGUGAGCAGUCAGAUACGUUGUACACAGAAGAGGUUAUGUAGAAGGGGAUUGUUAUAGAUUUAGAGAAAUCAGUAUCUCGGUGCUUAAAAACUUGAGUUAAUACCUUUAAGAAUGUGACGGAUAAUAGUUUUGUCGUAUCUUGAUUUAAAGUGAUUAUAGCACAGAUGAAUGGAAUGCCUGAUCAGUUUUCCAUUCUGUUGUAUGCUAAUGGCACUGAAUGGCAAUUCAGCAGUUUCUUUUCAAAUCAUUGACUCUGUCUCAGUGGUUAGGGCCUAUGUGACAUUAGUAAUGUUCUUUAACACAGUAGCUUCACUUUGAUUGAAGAUUUUAAAAUUAGCUCAGUAGCUACCAUGCGAGAAACAUUAUACAUUUCAGCAGAAAAUCUGAAGUUUGUUUCCAGCUGGUGACAAUUUGGGUUGUUAUCUCCAGACAAAAAACGGAAAAAUCCAAAUUUAUUGAUUGGUGUGAGAGGAAAAAUAUAAGUGAUGAAAUACUGAUUCUGUCUUACAGAGCAAGCACUCCUUCUGCAGUACUUCUUGGAUUUAAUGAUCAUUUCUUUAGGAACUGAUAUUGGUGUAAACCUGAAGCAAUGCUGUUGAGUUUAAUAGAGUUGCAAGGUUAUGAAUGAGAGGAGACUCCAAACCAUCUGACUUGUUACUAGAACAAAUUAUCACUAUUAAAUACGAUAGACUUCAUUAUAAUACCAAAGUAUUGCUUGGUAAAUCAUCAGUCAUGCAGAACUGGUGCGGAUUAUCAAUGGUUAAAUUUGCAAAAUACAAUAUGGUCGCUAUUAGGAACGUAGUGAUUUUUGUGUUGAUAUGAUGUUGAUGAUAGUUAGAACAUAGUUCUACAUUGUAUUCAUUUCUGCAUUCCUAAAUGUUAGGUUGAAGUGGAGGAGAAUUUUUCUUAAAUGAAAAAUCAGUUCUGAUGAAGCCAGCAUGCAAGAUCCAACAGCUUUAUAAGAAUGAUUUUUCAGUCUGCUGAUGUCAAGGCUCCAGUCAUCUGUGCUACCAUGUAUUUUCUUCCAUAAACACACAGUGAAACAGCAGGAAUGCACAAUAUGUUCUUGCCUUUAUGCUGUGGUUUGGGCCACUCCUAGUGAAAAUACUGUGUCCCAUUUCCUUUGAUUACCAGGUUUUGGGGAGUUGUAGCAUGAAGUUAAGUUGAAUGAGGGGAAGUAGCUCAUGUCCUGAGCCUCAGCCAAGAAGCGAGGUCUGCAUUCGCUGUUUGGAGGAUUUAAAACAAUUUUUAGAGAUGUUUCUUUGGUUUAAUUUUGUGUCUGUCUCAAAGUGUGAGAGAAAUGUGUAUGGACUGAAGAGGUUUGUUUGGCUGCCUUUUUUUUUCCUUUGCACAGUGAACAAAGUCAGAGAACGAACAGUGACAUCUGGAAAAUAUUAUGUCUGCAGUGAGGUCUAAUUUCUUUUAGUAUGUUUGAACUUAAAUAUAACUGUUUUAAUCCUUGUUGUCAGCAGUGAUCUAAAUAUGUUGUUAUGACUGUUAGCAAAUGGACGUAGGAUGCUUACAAGCUAGGCUGGUGGUUCAACAUCACAAAACCUCCUUGGAAUAUGAAUCUUAAUUCUGUAACUGAGAAAUUACCUUUUAAGUGACUGUCUGUCCUCAGUAUACAUGUCUAGCUGCAGCUAGUGCUAUGACAGCUGUUUUCACCUUGAGUUGAGACUGGAUCUUCAUCUGCUCAUAGUUCCGUGGGUCAAAAUCAUUAUGUGCCAUACUGGGUAUUAAUGUGGUUUCCUGGGCAGUACCCAGCAAGGGAGAGACUUUAGAAUUAGCAAAUGCUGUAAUAUCUCAUUUUAGUGCAACGACAGACCAGAGUAUGGUAAAAGUAUUUGUAGAAAAUGGAGGGAACCAAGUGAAAGAUAUUAUUUAAAUGAAAAAUGUUUCAUCUCUCCACUUUCGCAAAGUUUAAUCUGUCAGAUUGUCAUUAAAUCACUCUAGAUGAGUGAGCUAGUUUUGGAUUCUUAACUCUCAUUUGAAGCAAAGUUAUUUUUUGAAGCAGAUUAGAUUACAAAAUACUGCUGUGUCCUGGGCUAAGUGACCUGCUUUUGAUUCCAUUGGACGUUUUGGUUACUUAAAAUAAAAGUUUGCUUUUAACUGAUGUCAAAGGAUUAGACAGUUCAAAAUUCUGUGCCUCCGAUGUGCUUUUUGGCUUUUUUGCUGAACUGGGGUAUGGAGGAAAUUAGAGCACAAGCUUUGAACUGCAUUUUUCUUUGCUUUGUGUCACCGCCUUAAAAUUAUGAUCAUAUUUGUAUUCAAUAUUGUGAUGUUGAAAUGUAGAGACUGUGGUUUUGAUCUUCAAUUUUCAACUCUGGUGUAAAGGUUGUUUCCUCUAUUUCUUCCCAUUCAAACUAUGGUCAUUUUGUAUUUUGGACUGAAGGAAUGUCCAUAUUCACUAGUAUUGAGCACAUCUGCCCUGUGUGUAUUGUAAAUGCUCUCCUAGUUUUUAAAUGUACUAUCUGUGGAUUGUCGUUGUGGCAUGUUCCACAAAUUGAAAUUACUAAUCAUUUCCCAGUGUGAGGCAGAAGAAUUGGUAUUUCUAGAGAUGCUUGCUCACCAAGGUAAUAGCAUUCCUGCAAAUGUAGGAGUAAUUCUAAAUAAUUUGCUGGCAAUUUUGUCGUUCUGCGUAGUAGUCAGAUGAUCCUGCUUUCAUGGAACUAGGUGUUUGCCAUUUGCAUUUACAAUGACAGUCAGAAUUUAGAAUAGCCAAGGGUUAAAAACACGUGUAGUUUAACUUCUACAUUCAAUCCUUCAGAGUGGGAGCUAAGGCUCCCCUGGUGCUGCUCAGUGGUAUCCCUGUGUGUUGUGCCCCUGUGCAAGGGAACUUGGAGCGUUUUGUUGUCUUCCCCAGCAGUUCUCACAUGUGCAAGAAAAAUCUUCUUGGCGCCAGGUUACGUAUUUGCUCUCCUUGCAUAACCUUGUUGAGCAAGUAAAAGAAAAGCCUUCCCCCACCUCUUCAAGGCCAGACCCAACAUCUUUGUGACCACUGACGGCUCUUCAUCAUUUACCAUCAGCGUGUUAUACGUCCAAUACCACUUGUGCCAUGUUUAUAAAUCAGUGUUUUAUAUUUUUGUACUGAAAGAAAUUGGAGCACUUUAGAAAAGUUUAUUUCAAAUUCCAUUUCUGUUUGUACCUGGAAGGAAAUCUUUCAUGAAAGGAAAUCGUGUUGGUGUAGUUGUGUGCAUCUCACUCAGAGCUGUGAACUCUCUUGAUGCUGUUUAGUCCUAGGUCUGGUUUCUAGGCCCACUUUGCACUGUAAAGAUUUAAUAAAUAAUCAUGGUUCAUGGUUAAAUUGAGCAUUUUUGGGGGGAAGCGUUUUGUUUUUUCUUAGGAUGUAAACAUUGUAAAUAGUUCCUUACUGUUGAUACUCAGUAGCAGCGUCUUUGUAGUCCUUAUUUUAUUUGUAAAGUUGAUGGUUAAAUGUUAAUAUUCUGUUGAAUUGUGCACUCUUGAUUAAUUGUAAACUUGAUCUUAGCACACCAAAUGAUGAUUUUUACAAUGAUUGCAAUGUUUCUCUACUGAAGGAUUUCAGAGCUGCAAUAGGACUGAAACCAACUUCUAGCAAUAAAAAAAAAAGUUAAAAACUGA